Mercenaria mercenaria is the source of this 4719-nucleotide messenger RNA. RefSeq names its product sialic acid synthase-like. Gene Ontology annotation, molecular function: N-acylneuraminate-9-phosphate synthase activity. The record is from RefSeq and is a predicted model, not a curated record. Lineage: Eukaryota; Metazoa; Mollusca; Bivalvia; Venerida; Veneridae. The transcript has a single exon. Gene Ontology annotation, biological process: carbohydrate biosynthetic process. Bases 47 to 1792 code for a protein of 581 amino acids.
UCUGCGGACUUAUAUUUCAGUAAUAUACAGUGCUCUUCACACAAUAAUGAUAGUUUCUUUCACUCCUAUCCGUUCUGGAUCAAAGUGUAUUCCACAUAAAAAUGUUCGUUUACUAAAUGGUAAACCUCUUUUUCAUUAUGUCACUUUAGAGGCACUAAAAGUCUCUUCUUUGGAUGAGGUAUGGAUUUCAACAGAUUGCGAACAGUAUGCAGUAUUGGCGCCUCCAGGAGUACAAGUACACAGGCGGUCAGAAGCAUCGUCUUCAGACAAAUCACUACUGGCAGAUGUAGUUAUGGAAUUUAUUAAAGCUUGUACGAAUAUUACUACAAUUGUCAUUCUUCAAGCGACUUCGCCAACAACUAAGUCCCAAGACAUAGAAGAAGCUCUGCAGCAUAGCGCGUCUGGCAAAGGCUGCGUUAGUGUUCAGCCUGCGCAUGUGUAUCUAUAUCACGACAACAAACCGUUAUGGACAGCGAGAACGCCACGACAAGACUCAAAGACAUUUGCGGAAGAUGGGAGUAUAUAUGUUAUUCAUGUAGCCGAUUUUCUAAAAACUAAAACAAUCCCGACAUUUCCCUGUCAUAACAUGAUUAUUCAGCAUCCGGUGUGUGAUAUUGAUACAGAGGAAGACUUCAAACGCGCCGAAGCAUUGCUUUAUCGACCAUAUCCUGACAUGAUAGAUACUGAUGGUAUCAAAUGCAUUGAUUCAUAUCUUAAUUUGUGUGAGUCUCUGCAGAUUUCAACAAGAAAACAAAAGCGGACAAUGAUCAUCGCUGAAAUUGGAUAUAAUCAUCAGGGUAAUAUCAAAACUGCCAAAGAACUUAUCCGUAGGUGUAAAGAUAGCGGUGUAGAUGUAGUUAAACUUCAAAAACAAGAUUUAGGUCUAGACGGACGUUUUACACCAGCGGCCUUGCAAAGGCCGUAUUUAUCAAAAAAUUCUUUUGGUGAAACCUAUGGCGACCACCGCAGAAGUUUGGAAUUAUCUAAGGAAGAUUUUAAAGCCCUGCAGAGUUAUUCAAAAGAAAUUGGAAUUGCAUUCGCCGCCAGUGCGUAUGAUAUGCCAUCGUUUGACUUUUUAGAAUUGCUCAAUGUUCCUUUCUAUAAAAUAGCAUCUGGUGAUAUUGGUAAUCUGAAACUUAUUGAACAUGUUGCAAAAAAGGGUAAGCCAGUGAUAUUGUCCACAGGGAUGGCGGAUAUGACGACAGUAGCCAAAAGUGUUAUGGCUGUGUUAAAACAUAAUAAUAACCUAACACUGCUACAAUGUACAUCAAGUUACCCAGUACCUGAUGACGAGGUCCAGUUGAAUGUCAUUCGUACUUAUCAACAGGUAUUUCCAAAAAUAAAAAUUGGGUUUUCAGGCCACGAUCAAGGAACACCAUUGACCCUUGCUGCUGUUGCAUUGGGGUGUAAAGUUGUUGAAAGACACGUAACACUAGAUAAACAAAUGAAAGGUUCUGACCACAUUGCAUCUUUAGAUAUGAACGAAUUAGCAACGCUCGUUCGAGAUAUUCGCCGAAUCGAUUCCGCAUUAGGAACUGGCAUCAAGUGCCUGCAACCGUCUGAGCAAACAUUUAUGAACAAACUUGCAAAACGCCUUGUGUAUACCCGUUCAUUUGCAAAGGGGUCUAUUAUUACACCCUGUGAUGUCGUGGCAAAGGUUAAUUUUCAAACUUCUGACGAUGUACCAUUAGUCGACACAGAAUGGGAGGUCCGUGAGCUAGUCACCGAUGUGGUUCAAAAUGAAAACAUGCAAACAAACCAUUUUAGAAGUGUGCCUGAAAUUCGCGAGUAAACUAAAACCUCAAUGCACACUAAAAUUUUAGAAUUUAUGACGCACAAGUGCGUACUAUUUUAAAAAUGACACAUUUGAUUUUCGAAGCAGUCAAAAUUAGGGUGAAGGACUGGGUAAGAAAUUUAGGUUAUGCUUAGGGAAAGGAAUUUGUUUUUAUCAUCAAUCUUUGUUUAUCGAUAUUGUCCAUUCUUUGCGGAUUUUUAACGUUAUGUGUGGACUAACGUAGAAUUAUUACAAUGAGAGUACAGCAUUUAAUAAAAAUCGUAUGGCUGCUUUUGACCGACUUUUCGGACAUUCGACGCAUCGUUUAAAGUAGUUUAGAAAUUAAUUAUAAUGGGCUAUUUUAACAAAAAGUGUCAAGAUGAAAUUACAUGCAUAUGAUUUAAUUGACAUUGGUGUAUUCCGUUAAUUGCUUAUUUUAAAGAUAAAUAAUGGUAUUUCGUAUGUUUAUCGGGAUUAAAUUUUGUUGUUUAUUUUUAUGUUAAUUUCGUAUUGAAAUUGUUUCCAAUUACAAUAGAAAUGUACCAAAGAAAACCUCUAAGGUGGAAAUUCACUCGCGCACCGGUUGAAAGUAAAAUGGCUUCCACGUAUGAAUUGCAUUUAUUGAUACAAACUAAAGUUUUAUUUAAAUACUACAUUAUAUUGAAUUGUUCAUCGGAUUAGUCAAGUUUGUUAAUUGACUCGAUUAAAUGUUCAUGCCAUGAUCAUGUUAAAGACUUGAGGAAGUGCUUUUGCACAUGUUAGAGAGCGCAGGUUCGAAAUUAGGCUAAUAUUCUCGCAGUCAUACAAUGCUAGAAGAUUUUGCACAUUGUGAGUUUGAAUUUAUGUGCAAUCGCUAAACUUCGCAAUUAUAAGGUAAAAACAUUAUAUGCGGAAUGAAGUAACUUUUCCACAGCUGAAUAAAAUCACCACUGACAAGGAAAAAGCUUUUUUUCAUGGCUUUGAUUUCACAUGCAUUGAGUGGAGCCCUUUUCUUUAUUCUUUGGUGGCAAAUAAACUUUUAACUUGUAACUUUUUUCUUAGUUUGCCGGUACAAUUUGCAGACCAGAUUUAUGUCCUGUAUUUUGAAAGAUGUGCCUACCUAUCGGGUAACCGGACGCCUAGCCUACGUUCUAGCUAUUCGGUAAGCGGAAGCCUAACCUGUCCUCUUAAAGGCCAGAGGAAAAGUAUAAAAGCCAGCCAGCCAGAAAAAUGGCCACUUGUUUUGAACUCUCUGAGCUGUCUGCUAGCAGAAACAGAGAAAUCAAAAUGCUAUUUUUUUUUAUUUUCUAAAGACACACUGCAUACUUUUUUCUGAAAUUUGGCAUACUGUUUAUUUAGAACACAAGCAAUAUUAUCUGAAAAUUUUAUUUAAUUCUGACACUUAUAAAUGUGUUAAUCCAAAAAUCCAAAAAUCUUUUACAAAGCAGUUUAAAAAAAUUCAAAUCUGACGUUUGCUUGAGUGACAGGUGAAUAGAGGUUAUGACCUUUCCAGCAGCCAACUAGAUUUCUGUAGGAAUGUAAACUUUCUCACAGCAAUGAGGUCAGCUAAGGUUUUGACAUAUGGCGGGAAGUAAAUACUACAAACUGUCUGUGCCAUACAUAUUUUUUAAAUCGCCUGUCUCUUUGUAAUGCAACAGUUUUUGCUUCAACAUAAAGCGGAUCAAACCAGGCUUUGCGGUGAAGUAGCAUUGUCCAGAAGCGUUUGUACAGUUCCUUACGCAAGCUACUGUUUCUCGCACUGGCAGGGUUAUUUUCAGUUUCCCACCAAAGUUGCCUCAUACUUUCGUCCGUAAUACAUGGCCUACAUAGACAGUAUCUACACUCGUCUUGAGAAUAAUCCUGUUCAAUUUGAAAAUCAGUUACACAAUUGCUGUUUUCCUCAUUAUGAAGCGAUUCAUUUUCUACACAUGUUUUGAGUUGAAAUUCUGUAUUACUGGUGCAACCAUUCUGCCUUUGAAUUUCCUUAUAUUCCCACUCAUAAUGAUUGAAUAAUUGAUUUACUGUCUCUAAUUGGGUUGGUAAUAAUUCAAGAGUUACUCUGAUUCUUUCCUCAGACAUAAUAAUUUAAUAUCAAGUCACACAUAUUAUGUUAUAUUAAUAAAUCCAAUACUGCAAUUAGAAAUGAUUUUAUUUUUUCUUGUAAACCUGUAGAUCUGAAAUAAAUUACAAACUUCCUAAUCCUAACAACUCAAUGUAUAACACUUCUUUAUAAAUGGCACUCAACAUCUGUAUCAGAUUUGCAACAUAGACAAAAUUGCAUAAUGUACUGGUACUUUAUGGUCAGCAUGUGGUCAAGAAAUGCUGAAGGGAUAAAGAUCAAGAUAGGCAUUGGAAUAGUCAAAUAUUAUGUUCAUGCAGGUAAAGUAGGUAUUAAAACUUGAAUGAAAGUCACUGUGACAUCUUAUUAUAUGCAUGUAAUAACAAAGUUUUGUGUAAUAGCAGCACAAUGAAGUACAAUAUAACGUAUGUAAGAUGUUUUUUUUUUUUAUUAUUAUAACAACCAAUUAAAGGGAUAACUGGGCUGUUACAUUAACCUUUAAUACCCCUGUAAAGGAUUCCUCCAUUAUUAUUAUACAUUUUGUGUUUAAAUAGAAGCUAAAUUGAAUUCUAAUUGUACAAAAUUACACCUCUUUCCCCAAAGCUUUUAUCUAUGCAGCAGACCAUGUGCUUCUAUUUACUAGAGAGUGAAUGUUUAUAAACUUAUCUGACCCCAGGUCAGUGCUGUAACAGUGUUGUAAAACUCCACCCCUCUAGCCAUAUAGGCUUAAUGGCCAUCCACCUGGAUAUUUGAGUUCACGGACUCCGGCCUUUAAGAUUUUCUAGCAGUCCGGUAAUCAUUUUGUUCAGGAAUAGUGUACUGCAUUAAUUAAUUUGAUCAUUUUUGUUUGCCUAAGAUAUUAACAAUAUUUACCUGUUAACAAAGACUAGGCCAAAUUUAAAUCUUA